Kogia breviceps (pygmy sperm whale) is the source of this 870-nucleotide messenger RNA. RefSeq names its product apolipoprotein F (gene APOF). Gene Ontology annotation, biological process: cholesterol metabolic process. The transcript has a single exon. The record is from RefSeq and is a predicted model, not a curated record. The coding region runs from base 1 to 870 and encodes 289 amino acids. Lineage: Eukaryota; Metazoa; Chordata; Mammalia; Artiodactyla; Physeteridae.
AUGCGUGGUCUCAGACUCAUCAUGGUACCAGUUGAGCUACUUCUUUGCUGCUUCCUGCUGCACUCUGUGGAUGCCGUUUCAUAUGGAAACCAGACAAACGUCUUGGUGCAUCUUCGCUCAUCCUUGGGAUCCUGGCUACCUUCCUCAGCCCCCUUGUCUUGCCGGACCCUGCUCCCCCAAUCCCUGCCUGGCUUCACCCACAUGGCCCUUCUCCCCAGGUUCCUGGUAGGCCUGCCCCUGAUGAUUGCCUUGGAGAAAGCUGGCUGUCAAGCUGAUGUACGGGUCCUGAAGCUUCAGCUCUACCGCCAGGGGAGUGUAAAGGCUACAGAGAUCCUCAUCAGACAUCUUCAAGAGCUUGAGAAAAGGAGAAGCACAGGGACGGGAGUGUCAGUGGAUGCCCUGGCCUCUGCUCUGCAGCUGUUGGCCAGGGAGCACCCAGACCCAGAGAGAGCCCGACGAUCCCUCUCCAUCAAGGACUGCGAGCAGAAGCAGGAGCAGAGUGUGCACAAUAUAGUCCAGCUGUUGCCAGGAGUGGGAACCUUCUACAACCUGGGCACAGCAUUGUAUUAUGCUGUUCAGAACUGCUCGGACAAGGCCAAGGAACGAGGCCGAGACGGGGUCAUAGAUCUGGGUUAUGACCUUCUGAUGGCCAUGGCUGGAGUGUCAGGGGGGCCCACGGGACUAAUCAUCAGUUCUGCACUUAAACCUAUAGUGAAGGCUGGGGUUCAGCAGGUGAUCCAGUAUUAUAAUGAGAGAGAGGUGAACAGCCGCUCCACCAGAGACCAGCAAGGAGGUCUUGGGGGGCACCUCAAAUUGAGUCACCUGGAAGAAACAACUACACUACCAUGGUCCCUUUGGUAUCAGAAGUAG